CUCUCUCUUUCUCUCACUCACUCAAUCCCCACUCUCUCUCCGCUCUGGUCUUUCCUUUCACGAUAACAACUCCUCCUUCAAUCGAACAAAAAUUUACAAAAAAAAAAAAAAAAAAAAAAAAAGUCCGUGAAGAGAAAGUCGUUGAUACUAAGAUUUCAAAACCUUUAUCCUCAGUUUUUUCACAAAACAAAUUAAAGUAAAGAUUUCUGGCAUAAAAAAUCUGACCUGAUCGUGACAGUACGCACCGGUAGUCAUAUUAUCCGGUAUUAUUAUUCUCUUUAUACUAAAUAAACCGGAAUGUCAGAUUCCGUCGACAUUUCACUGGUUACAACUUCUAAGAUCAUUUCAGACAAUAAGGUCUAAUAAGACACCUUUCGUAUAUCCUCCUCUUAAAGGAUUAAAAAAAGCUGUCUUUCUUUUCUUUUGGUUGUUUGUUCUUUCUUUAUCAUCAGUUACAACUUUUACCUAUUUCAUCUUGAUCUCGAUUUUCGAAACUCAUUCGUAUUAUUAACUUUUACUGAGAAUUAGAUUCUCUUAUUCUGUGCAGCUUUUUGUUUUUCUGGCUGGCUGGAAUCUAGUUGGUUAAAUUUUCUGAUUGAUUGUUCAUUUGAAAGUAUAAAUUCAACUUUUUUUUUCUUAUUUGUACUUUCAAACUCAUAGAUUUUUCUUUUUUUAUUUUUUCUGUGGCUUUAAUUUAGUUCUUAUCUUUCUACUGUCAUCUUGUAUCACUGUAGCUUGUAUAAUUUUCAAAAAUUCCUCUUGCAUUUUUUAUAAAUGUAGGUUCAUUGAUUUAGGGUUUUUAGUCGAUUUUGUAUCUGCUUUUAUGUGCAAUUUCUGAUUUUGAGGUCAAUGUUCGGAUCCAAUAUAUCUGAAAUCUAGGGUUUUGUAAGUCUCUAUUCUGUCUCGAAUUUGUUUAUGUUUUGCUUUUUGUUUUUAUAGAAGCUAUAACCGAUUAGUUUUGUGGUUUUAUGUUUACCUUAUCAGUUAGGAACUUAGGAUGAAUAGUACUCAGAAAAUAAGAGGAGCAGAUCUUGAAACGCCUUUCCCUGGAUGCAUGGGUAGGAUGAUUAAUCUCUUUGAUUUUGGGCCUGGCAUGACGGGGAACAAGCUUCUCAUUGAUAAAGAACAUCAAAAUGCUCCUAGGGGUCGACCGGAAGUGAUAAAGAAGACGUUGGAUCCUAUAGGAGAUCAGAUAGAGGAGAAGCAAAUAGGAUGUGAGUUGAAAAGGUCUCCUUCAAAUACAAAAUAUAAUGGAACACCCAUGAAGACGCUUAUAGCACAAGAAAUGUCUAGAGAAAAUGGGUGUAAGCAGAAUCCACCCAGUGUCGUUGCCAAGUUGAUGGGGCUUGAUACGCUCCCAGAGCGGCAGCCAAACUCAGCAGCACAAAGAAGUCAAUCAAAUGGUUAUUGCCGAAAUGCUUUUUCGCAACCAGGAACACCAAAUAGAUAUAUGCAGCAAGAUAAUGAUUUCUUGGAUAGGCGAAGGCCAAGUGAGAUUCCCCCAUACCAGGAUCAUUUAGAAUACAAAGAUGUAUACGAAGUCUGGCAAAAUUCUCCAAAAUCUUGUUAUGGUGAAGAUAAAUCGCCCCAGAGGGGAAGACAUAAAGAAAGGCAAGAUGAGAAAAAGAUGGCCCUAGUUCGUGAGAAGUUCAUUGAAGCAAAGCGCAUGUCUAUGAACGAAAAACAUCGACAGUCUAACGAGUUCCAAGAGGCAUUGGAGUUCUUGAGUUCAAACAAAGAUUUGUUCCUCAAGUUAUUGCAAGAACCAAAUUCUGUGUUCUCGAAUCAUCUAAAUGAACUACAAUCUAUUCCCCCACCUUCUCAGACGAAACGCAUCACGGUACUUAAACCAUCUAGAACAAUGGAAAAUAGCGGUUAUGUAGGAUUUGAAAGGAAGAGCGAGAAACCUGCAAAGAAACAAAAUCAGGUAGAUGAAGCAAAUGGAUGGAGUAAAAAAAAUCCUGGGUGGAGUUCUCCUUUCACCAAUCAUAACACUGACCAUUCUGCUCCACCAACCCGGAUUGUGGUUUUAAAACCUAGCCCCGGUAAGGCUCAUGAUAUCAAGGCUGUGGUUUCUUCACUUCCCUUAUCACCAAGACAGCAUCAGAGUAACGAUUUUGAUGAAGAACUUGAGAAUGAUGAGAUGCGGUCUUCAAGGAAAGUGGCUAUGGAAAUCACACUACAGAUGCGCGGAAGUGUAGAUAGCCAGCAGAAGGAAGAGACUGUAAAUUCUUCUGUAUUUUCCAAUGGAUAUGUUGGAGAUGAAAGCUCCUUCAAUAGGUCAGAGAAUGAAUUCAUAGAGGAGGGAAACCUCUCUGAAACAGAAGUUGUGACACCAACUUCAAGGUAUUCAUGGGAUUAUGGCAAUAGAUUUGGUAGUCCAUACUCUUCGUCCUCCUUCAGUAGAGCAUCCUUGUCUCCAGAAUCUUCAGUUUGCAGGGAAGCAAAGAAGCGACUUUCAGAAAGGUGGGCUGUGGUUGCAUCAAACAGAAUAGGUCAAGAACAAAGGCAAGUUAGGAGAAGCUCCAGUACACUAGGUGAGAUGCUUGCUCUGUCUGAUGUGAAUAAAUCAGUAAGAUCUGGUGAAGUUGGGUCUGAUGGAAGACAGUGUGUCCCAACUAGCAAGUCCUGUGGUGGUGAACAGGACCUGAGUUACCCAUUGUCAUCUUUGGCGAUCUUUACGGGCAACAUUCAUGGUGGGGAAGAUUCUCGUAAGAAUCUAGUAAGGUCGAGAUCUCUCCCUGUAAGUUCUACGGUCUAUGGUACCACGUUGGUGAAUGAAGUUUCUAAUCCUCCAGUUAGUAAAGCUAGUAUUUCUAAUGAAGUGUCACAGUCAAAGAAUGGGAAAUCAUCGUUCAAGGGGAAAGUGUCGAGUUUGUUUUUCUUGAGAAACAAAAAAACAAUUAAGGAGAAAUUGAAUGUAUCAUUUGGCAGUGGUUCUGACAAAGAACCUCAAUCUGCCAUUGCUGAACUACCAGUUGUUGCAAAGAAGUCCAUCCCUGAUAUUGCAAGUGACAUUAUUCCUCCAUCUGUAACAAACAUUGGUGCUGAAGGAUUCUCAGUGCAAAGUCCUAGAGGAUCCUUUUGCAACAACACCUCACCAGCUUCUGUUAUAGAACCAAAUCAAGGCAUCUUCUCCAAUGAGGCUGUAUCGUGUGCGUUUAAACCUUGGUUUUCUGGAAGUCGAAGUGAGAACCAGGACCAACCAAGUCCUAUUUCAGUUUUGGAAAGACCAUUUGAACAUGAUGUUAGCUCGACGAUGUCUUAUGAUAAUAUCAAAUCAGACAUCCAAGGUGAAUCUGCACUUCCUCGCUCUUUUAAGUCUAAUCUGAUCUCUAAAUCUCCACCAAUUGGAUCACUAGCUAGGUCAUUGUCGUGGGAUGAUUCUUGUUCAGAUGUAGCAACGACUGAUCCCCUUAAUUCCUGUCCACCCCUCUCUGAGGCAGAGGAAGAACAAGAAAGAUUUUUAUUUGUUCAGUCUUUACUGUCAUCCACAUCCCUAGAUUGGAACGGUCACUCUGAUAAUGUCUUCACCAGAUGGCAUUCACCAGAGUGCCCAUUGGACCCGUCCGUGUUGGACAAAUUUUUCAAUCAGGUAGAGGUCAAAGAGCAAACGUAUGGGGCUAAAUGCAGGAACAGGAAACUAAGAUCAAAUCACAAACUAUUAUUCGACUGUGUAAACACAGCGCUAAUGGAUAUCAUUGGUUAUGGAACAGAAACAAGUUUAUGGACUAGAAUGUCUAGUAAUUCCAGUAAAAGCCUAUCUAUAGGUGAAUCAGUGAUUAUGGAAGAAGUUUGGAGCCGAGUGAAGGAAUGGUUAUCAAACGAAUCAAAAUGUUUUUCAAGGGGAAAUGGAGACAAUAAUGGGUUGGUGGUUGAAACGGUAGUGCGAAAAGAAGUCGUAGGAAGAGGGUGGGUUGAACUUAUGAGGUUGGAAGUAGAUGGUAUUGGCAAUGAUAUUGAAGGAGAAGUGCUGGAAGAGCUAGUUGAUGAGGCUUUGUUUGACUUGACAGGUCGACUAUGUUAGAAGAUCAGGGUUAUUUUUUGCCCUUCAAUUAUUUGGGUUUAAUUUACUUACUCUGAUUGUUGUAUCAUUAUCAUCAUCGUCUAUCUCAUAAUUAUCUCUGAAGUCCCACUUUUUAUUUGUUUAAUGCUUCAAAAUCUGUGUAUGUAGUUAUGUACUGUUUGGUUUUGAUUUCUUUUUUUAAAUCAACCUUGUAUCAUUGUAUGUAUUAUGUCUCCGUUUUCCUUAUAACCUAAUCUGCCAUUAUUUAUCUUUUUAA
This is a messenger RNA of Papaver somniferum (opium poppy), 4283 nucleotides long. RefSeq lists its product as uncharacterized. The record is from RefSeq and is a predicted model, not a curated record. The transcript has 5 exons. Bases 998 to 4027 code for a protein of 1009 amino acids. NCBI's taxonomy places the organism in Eukaryota, Viridiplantae, Streptophyta, Magnoliopsida, Ranunculales, Papaveraceae.